AUGUCCAAACCCGUCGCCAUCGUCACCGGUGCCGGUUCCGGCAUAGGCCUCGGCGUAGCCACCCACCUCUACAGCAAAGGCUACAAAGUCGUCAUCGCCGACCUGAACCCCAAAACAGGCGAGGAAGCUGCGCGCUCACUAGGCCCAGACGCGCUCUUCGUUCAAGUCGACGUCGCGUCAUACGCCUCGCAGGCCCGCCUAUUCAAGCGCGCCUACGAAUGGGGCGGCAACCGGCUCGACUUCUGCCAUGCAAAUGCUGGGAUUGACGACAGGCAGCUGCUGUAUGACCCGAUGGAGAAAGAGGAGGUGGAUGAGGAGGGUCUGGUGAAGCCGCUGAAUACGAAGAGCAUGCAGGUCAAUCUCGAGGCGGUGAUCCAGGGGCUGUGGUUGUUUAAGUAUUACGUUAGGAGGAGCAAGGAGGCGGGUGGGGGAAAGGGGAAGUUUGUUGCGACGAGUAGUGCAGCCGGGUUGUAUUUCAUGACGCAGAACCCGCUGUAUACAGCGUCGAAAUACGGCGUUGUGGGUUUCGUGCGCGCUGCUGGCCCCGUCAUGGUUAAGGAGGGUAUUACGGUGAACGCGAUCUGCCCCGGCUUCAUACCCACGAACCUCUGCCCGCCGCAGAUCCUGAAGGUCUGGCCGAAGGAGCAUAUCACGCCGAUGUCGACCGCUAUUAAAGCUAUUGAUGCGUUUUUGGGCGAUGAUGCAAUGAGCGGGGAGACUGUGGAACUGAGUCAAGAUACAAUCUACUUUAGGAAGCCGGUGGAGUGGGCGAAUGAGAGCCAGAAAUGGAUUGGGACGGAGAGCUUGAGCAUUUGGGAUGAGGCGUAU
Trematosphaeria pertusa is the source of this 828-nucleotide messenger RNA. RefSeq names its product NAD(P)-binding protein. The annotation marks the transcript as partial. The record is from RefSeq and is a predicted model, not a curated record. Gene Ontology annotation, cellular component: cytoplasm. The transcript has 2 exons. Gene Ontology annotation, molecular function: oxidoreductase activity, acting on the CH-OH group of donors, NAD or NADP as acceptor. Lineage: Eukaryota; Fungi; Ascomycota; Dothideomycetes; Pleosporales; Trematosphaeriaceae.